Messenger RNA from Cryptococcus wingfieldii CBS 7118, 888 nucleotides. RefSeq lists its product as hypothetical. Bases 1 to 888 code for a protein of 295 amino acids. Lineage: Eukaryota; Fungi; Basidiomycota; Tremellomycetes; Tremellales; Cryptococcaceae. The transcript is spliced from 5 exons. The record is from RefSeq and is a predicted model, not a curated record.
AUGUCUGAUUUCUGGACCGAUGAGCACUAUCAGGAUGUCCUUCUCGCCGCUGACAGCGUCCGAGCAGGCGGUCAUGGGUCAUCAUUCGCUUUCGGCCCUUGGGAGCGAAUGCAUCUGGCCAUCGAUAAGGGCGGGGAUGCACCACAUUACGAGUAUGAUGUUUUCAAUUUUAAAGGCGUAGGUCAGCAAUCCGCCCCUCCUGCGACUAGGAUUCAAGAACACAAUGCCAUUAUCCAUGACGUCGAACCCUCGGCAGUGAGCUAUACCUUACUCUCCCGGUACACACCCAACCCAGAACUGCGUACCUGGGACAUUGCCGAAUUUAGUCAGCUCGGCGGUCCCCACCCCUUAUCAGGACUGUGGAGUGGUCUGUGCGACUGCGAUCAACCGGAAUGCGUGCUCCAAAGUGUCCCAACAGAGCUAGCGAGAGAAUUGGUAAACUCAAUAAACACGGAUACAUUGCACGACACUGAACUUUGCGAGCCCCGACCUGCUGGCCACCAUCGCUCCCUUUUCACUAAAUUACCCUGGGAGAAAGCCGACAUUAUCGUGACCAAACCAGAUGGGACGUUCUAUACCGAAUCAGGCGUCAUCUUUUCGACAGUGGGGUAUCGAGAUGAUCCGGAGAAUGCUGCAAGAGACAAUGCUGCCGACGUGCAUGACGUCUCUCCAGAUGACGUAUACGCCACCACCCUCGCUCGAUACACACCCUACCCAGCCUUACGUUCAUGGUACAUAGAAACAUUCUCCCUGUACGAGCGAGGGCAGGGUGCGGAGGAGGUGGCGAGGAGCAGGCUUUGUGAUUGUCCUAAUCCGAGGUGUACGCUGGCGGAUGUGCCGUCUGAAAUUGCUGAAUCGCUGCAUACGGCAAUCGAGACUGGUGAUUGA